Messenger RNA from Ooceraea biroi (clonal raider ant), 4582 nucleotides. RefSeq lists its product as uncharacterized. The record is from RefSeq and is a predicted model, not a curated record. NCBI's taxonomy places the organism in Eukaryota, Metazoa, Arthropoda, Insecta, Hymenoptera, Formicidae.
UCAUAAUAUUUCAGACCACUAUAAGCACGUGAUCACGAAGUGAUGUGAUCACGGACCACUAUAAGCACAUGGUCACGGAGUCGCAUAGAUUACGUAAGAUUACGUAACAUUUAUGUGUGUUGUAGCUCUCUGCUAUUUUAGAAAUUCUUGCAUCACGUGUGUAAAUACGCGUAACUUUAUGUUUCUUUUUAUUAUUCCUAAUUCUUUUAUUAUUCUUUAUCUUUUAUUUUAAAUAUCAAAUUACGAUCAUUUUAAUAAAUCGUAUCAAUAAAUGCCAGUAAUACCGUCCUGAUCAAUAAAUGUCAGCAAUAUCGUACCGUACCAGUCGAUCGAUAUAAAACUCGCAAUUCGCUGCGAGUUUGCUUAACACAUCAUUACUCGAACCGGUUGUGUCCACCAUAACCGCACGACGACGGCUUAAAAAAACGCGGAUAGAGCAGAGAUACGUCGUCACGCGAGGUGGAAAUAAAGCGAACGCGAAACCAGAUGAGAGUGCUCGUCGAGAUAAAUAAGUACCCUUAUUUCGCGCGAACAGAAGAAGCAUCGGGAGAGUUAUCGCGACUUUAAGCUCGUAAUAGCACGCUUUACCACUCCGUACGUGACUCGAGCGAGGCUGCAGCCUCGCCUAUGUAAAUACAUAGGCUAUUUAAUUGCGAACCCAUAGACAUGCGCUUCUUCGACGUGACAAAAGCACGUACGUGAUAUCUUGUCGCAUGAGUUUAAUAAUCGCUGUAUGUAUCAUCACGUGGAAAUUAAAUACUGUGCACGUUUGUAGGAUAAACAUGUCCGAUUUUAUAAUUUAUCAGGCCGAGCUGUCUCGACGGCCUAUCAGCAUGCGAGUUGAUAGCUCUAAGCGAGCGAUGGUUUAUUUUGCGGCGUUCCUGUGAUCAGAUGACGAUACGGUCACAGGGUGGUCCAUCGUGGCGACGAUUCUUUGUUUGCAAGCGUAUAAAAGCAACGUGUCCGAACAUGGGCACUCAUUCGCGAAUCACUAACGAAUCACUCGUGAGCCACCCGUUGCAAGAUACUUUGUCGCGAGUCAGUCAUCCUGAUACCUUUGUAUUAUUCUCCAAUAAAGUAUUUAUCUACGUACGUGUUCCUCAAUCAAUUUACAAAUCAGAAGUGUGUAAGGUAAAUGUAAAUCAUAGUUCGCGCUCUUGAGAUAAGCGAUAGUACAUAGCGGAUGUCGCGAGUAGCGCGGGGGUCGCGGCGCGUCAGAACACGUCGAGCGGUUAGAGCGGCAAUACGUUGUACACGUUGCAAGAAAGAUUAAACCGCGCAGUUAUUCAGUAAACCCUCUUGUUUCUCCUGAAGUAUACCUUAAAGUAUCAGAAGUGGGAUUCGCCCAUACGCACACAAGUGUAAGAUCUGGAAAGAUAGUCGAGACUGACAGGUCGUAUAGAGGAUCAGAAUGAAAACAAGUUGGUCACAACAGUAGGAGUAUUGGCCGUACAGCCUAAGACCUAGGCGUGUGAACCAGGGAUCCCGGAGAGUUCGAGUUCAAAUCUAAGGCAGUCUCCUAGUUAUUUUUCGCCUCUUACACAAGUGACUAGUCGGUGCACUGAAGAAACUAUCGGAAAUUCAUUCGGUCCGAGUACCGGUAGACGCCCUGACGAUAGAUUAUGUGCGCGAAGAAGUGAGUGCCGUUGUCUUGCAAGAGAAUUCAAUUAAGGUUGUCACGAGUUCCUCACGGAAGUAACAAGACAAUGGAGAACAAUCUGAAGAAAAUCACGAUACCUCAGCUCAAGGCCGAGUUACAGAGGCGAGGGCUGCCGACCAGCGGGACAAAGAAAGAUCUCAUCGAUCGUUUGGACCAUAAUGAUCCUAAUAGAGGAUGGAUCGACAGAAUUGUGCGUGCCGAAACCGUCGAGAUCGCUCAGGAUAUCGUUCCGGAUGAAGGUGAAGCAUCAGGUGUGUCUGGAGGGAACAGAAGCGACACAGAAGACGACAUGACAAGGUUAGCGCACGGCAGCAGCAAUCGCGCGGGAAAUGUCGAGCGAAGGUCGUCGGCAUUUCACCAAGGCGCUAACGAUCCGGAUGUUAACGAAUUAGCGCGUCGAUAUCGUAACAUGCAGCUCGAGGUCGAGUUCGAACGACGUGAAAAUGCGUGUUUAAGAAGAGAGUUGGAUAUCGCCAGACGAGAAAAAGAAGAGCUACAACGAACCAGACGGUUAUAAAUUGAAGGGGAAGGCGAAAAGUUGGUUUCAAGCAGAGGAUACGAUUACCAUGAGCCUUGAUGAAAUAAUGGACGGCUUCCGGAAAAUGUUAAGGAAGACAUUUGAAGCAAGAAAAUGGGAGACAUCGGAAAAUUUCGCUGACUAUUUCUACGACAAGGUGGUGCUGGCGGAGGAAGUUCCAAUCGACGAGAAAGACAUGGUCAAUUACCUAAUUGAUGGUAUUCCAAGCGACUUGCAAGAUUUGGCAAGAAUGAAAGAGUUUUCCACGAAAGAAGAUAUGUUAAAAGCGUUCGAGAAAGUUGAAGCUCAACGCGAGGAACAAUACGAAACGUGAUCCACGGCAGUAAGACACGACGCCAAGCCGGCCGAUUCGUUCAAAGAUAGCGGAAAGAAGGACGAGAAACAGACGAUCAACGACGAGAAGAAAAUUAAGAGUUUUCGUUGUUACAACUGCAACAAGCUGGGACAUCUGGCUACCGAGUGCCAACAGCCAAAACGUGAAAAAGGAGCGUGCUUCAAAAGUGGCGAGACGGGCCACAAGUCCAAGGAUUGCUCAACGAAGGUGACGCCAUCAUCGCAGGUUGCAGUCAUCACUGAGGUAGCGGACAAAGCAGAGGAGGAUCAGGUUUGCGCCAUCACCAGCGGUGCGGAGGACGAGGGAACGUUCUUCAGAUAUGUCGAUUACGAGAUUGACUGUUUCGGUAACAAAGAGACAAUUAGAUUAAAGACAUUAAUGGACACAGGUAAUAAUAAGUUAGCUUUAUAAAAGAAUGUUUCGUUCCGCGAGAAGUGAUAGAAUUGAUGAACCACCGGGAAAUUAUAGUGGUAUUAAUAAUUCUCCGUUGCGAGUGCUAGGACAGGUGCGCUUAAAUAUUACUUUAGAUAACGAAACUAAAGAUAAUAUAGUAAUAUUCGUUGUUUCGGAUACGACAAUGGUAAGCCUUAUAGUGUUAGGCCGUGAUGUAAUCAAAAGCUUUGGUCUAGGGUGUGACAGUGUAAGUUUAUUCCCCCAACGUCGACGUGAUCCGGCUCGUCGGAAGUAUUUGUAAUAAUACAAAUAUUGUAAAUAUUUUAUUAUAUAUAUAUUUAUUUGGUAAAUGUUCGUGUUUAUAUGUGGUUCUAUUUUUUCUAUACACUAUUAAUAUGUCAUUGAAAUUCUUGAAAUUAUUGAAAGUUAUCAUUGAUUUUUGAAACUGUUGUAUGAAUUGUUAAAUUAUUGUAUUAUAUUAUUGAAUUGUUGCACUAUAAACCUUGUACUGCUCAUAUUUCGACAAACGGGAGGUUCUCUCAAUGCUGGUCACCGAAUUGUGGACGAAGGAGACGCAGUGAGAAGGCGACCGAUGUGGACGGGAGCGAAGAGAGAACAGCGAGGUGUGUUUCCACCCAUAGAACGGACGAGGAUGGACGAUGACCAGGGGCGUAUGCCCAAUUAUAUCGACUGUCAGCAUCAAAUAUCGAUUGACAUCGAUCCAUCGAUGGCAAGGAACGCAUGCGCAAAUGACCGACGGCACCGUACCCGGUCUAUGCUCGAAGGAGCAGGAUCACCGUGUGGCACUCUUGUGAUGGCUGUGCUUAUCUAACGUUAACAGGAUCCAGGAGUCAACUCCCGAGAAGCCGGAUCGCCGUUUGAUAAAAUACUAUCAUCCGUAGACGGUUACAGUUGAGACUGCAAAAUAAUAUACCCACUAAAGGCUGACAGAGUAAGAGACCUCCCGUCGCGAAUUGCGAGUACUCUAAACUUGUACAAUUCUGCCUAAAGCAAAUUUAUAUUAUAUAGUAUUGGAAGUUUCAUCUAACGUUUUUAUUUAUUUCUCAAUCAUAUCUUGUCGAUCGUCUAUAUUAUGUAGAGUAUAGUAUUGUUCCGAUAGUCAAUAUUAUAUAAAAAGGGUCCUCCCAAUUAUCCACCCCCUGAGACCUUAUUAAUUUUACUGGUUUUAUAAAAAUCAGUUGGCGCCCAGUACAUAUAUCGUCUUAUUAUAUUUUAAUAAAUUAGCGACUUGACAGCCGCGGACCCGGCCGCGUCAGGUGAAGCCGAGUAACAAAAAAAUACCGGUCGCAAGGCUGCGAAAAGUGGAAACUCAAGCAAUAGCCGAUAUUUUAAAUAUCGAGAUAAGUGAGUCGCGUAGCGAAAUAGCGGACUCUUUGAAUAUCAACACCAAUGUACCGUAUGAAGUGCAAUUAAGUUUGCGAGAACUUUUUUUGUCCGAAUACAGCCAAAUAGUCCAAAAGUGGAUAUGGAAUUAAAGUUGCAUUUGACGAAUGAACAACCAUUCCAUUUUAAUCCGCGUCGAGUAUCUGUCGCGGAUCACUAACGAAUCACUCGUGAGCCACCCGUUGCAAGAUACUUUGUCGCGAGUCAUCCUGAUACCUUUGUAUUAUUCUCCAAUAAAGUGUUUAUCUACGUA